Pyrus x bretschneideri (Chinese white pear) is the source of this 1436-nucleotide messenger RNA. RefSeq names its product ADP-glucose phosphorylase. Lineage: Eukaryota; Viridiplantae; Streptophyta; Magnoliopsida; Rosales; Rosaceae. Gene Ontology annotation, molecular function: UDP-glucose:hexose-1-phosphate uridylyltransferase activity; zinc ion binding. The coding region runs from base 181 to 1233 and encodes 350 amino acids. The record is from RefSeq and is a predicted model, not a curated record. The transcript has 3 exons. Gene Ontology annotation, biological process: beta-D-galactose catabolic process via UDP-galactose, Leloir pathway.
UAAGAUAAAUUAUAAUUUAAAAAGCGAAUUGGGGGGUGGUUUAGGAAAUGUGGGUUGCGGUUUAGAAAAACAACGAGACCAAAUCAACGCGUUGUUUGUUCAUCAUAUUGGAAUAUCAUCUUCAUCAAAGGGAAAGCUUGAUUAAGGAAGAGGGCAUCUAACUGACACAGAGGGAAGGCAAUGGCAUCAGAUUCAGCAGCUCGAACCCCGCAACUGAGGAAAGACUCAGUGACGAAGCGGUGGGUGAUAUUCUCACCCGCCAGAGCCAAGCGACCUUCCGACUUCAAAUCCAAGUCCCCCAUCAACCCCAACUCCGACCAACAACAACAGUGCCCCUUCUGCAUCGGCCACGAGCACGAGUGCGCUCCCGAAAUCUUCCGGAUCCCGCCCGACAAUCCGGACUGGACAAUCCGGGUCAUCCAGAACCUCUACCCCGCCCUCAGCAGAGACAUGGACGUCGUCUCUGCUCAAGACCCGUUACACCAGAACUCCGAUUCGGGUCCGGGUCGGGUCUUGAUCAGUGGGCUUGGGUUCCACGACGUGGUGAUUGAGACCCCUGUUCACUCCGUUCAGCUUUCCGAUUUGUCGGCGAGACAGAUUGGCGAGAUUCUUGUUGCGUACACGACGAGGAUCCGGCAGCUUAUGAUCCACGAUGUCAUCAGAUACGUCCAGGUGUUUAAGAAUCAUGGUGCUUCAGCUGGGGCAUCAAUGAGCCACUCUCACAGUCAGUUAAUGGCACUUCCAAUUGUUCCAACUGCAGUUGCUGCCCGACUUGACAGUAUGAAGGAGUAUUUUGAUCAGACUGGGAACUGCAGCGUUUGUGAAUUCAAAUCUUCAAAGGAUCUGUUGGUUGAUGUUUCAGCCCAUUUUGUUUCAAUUGUACCGUUUGCUGCUACAUUUCCAUUUGAGAUAUGGGUUAUUCCUCUCGAUCACUCUCCUCAUUUCCAUGAACUAGACGCCGACAAGGCAGUUGACCUUGGAGGGCUCCUAAAACUCAUGCUUAGGAAGAUGUCUUUGCAGUUGAACAAUCCGCCGUUCAAUUUCAUGGUUCAGACUUCUCCUCUUCGGGAUAGUGCUUCACAGUUAUCUUACUCCCAUUGGUUCUUGCAGAUCGUACCUCAAUUAGGUGUUGCGGCAGGGUUUGAAAUUGGAACUGGGUGUUACAUAAACCCAGUAUUCCCGGAAGAUGCUGCAAAAGUUUUGAGGGAAGUAAAAGUCUCACCUUCGGUAUGAAGGUCUAAGAAGUCCGGUAAUAUCAUAUUCAUACCCUCUUUUUAGAAGAAAUUGAAUGUGAGAACCAUUACUAAUUUCUACGAGAAAACCAAUAUGUUAUCUAAUUGUAUGAGAAGCUUAUGGUAUUUGUCUAUUUGAUCAAAACACAUUGGUAAUAACCCUUAUUUUAUUUUGUCUUAUAAAGAAUAAUGAUGUUAAAUUUA